GAACUUUACUUCACUCCUUUUAUCCCAAUGAAAACAAAACCCUAACAUUUUCUACUCUACCACUCCAUCUUCACUUUCACCCAAAAACCCUAAAUUCCCUUCAAUUUCCCCCCAAUUUCAUAAAAUUAGCUUGAACCACUUCUCCCAAUCCGUGGUUCCGAAAAUGUCUCACCGCGGUGGCAACUCCAACCCGUCGGCGGCGAAAAGUGAGCUAACCGGAAACGGCACAGUUUCCACUCUGGCGAAUUCGAGGCAGAGACUGAGGUCGAAUCCGAACAAGGAGCACAAACCAGAAGUUUACGCUGAUCUGGAAUUGGAUUUCAGUCCUUCGAUUUUCAGUUCGUUAGAGAGACACCUUCCUCCCAACAUGCUCGUUAUUUCUCGUGAUGAUAAGGCUAAGUUCAUGACGGAGAUUUUGCUUAAGUAUCUUCCUACUGGAGAGCGCAAUAGAACUCAGAAGCAUAAAGAAUACAGACAGAAGAUAAAAUCGUAUUAUCAGCCUUUACAUCCCGAGUUGUACACUAUAAAUCCUACUACAUUCUUUGUGCCAACAUUUCUCAAAGCAAUUAGUGAUAAUACAGAGCAAAGCUUUAGAAGCAUAAUAUCUGAGCCCUCUCCGGACAUUCUUGUAUUUCAAAUGUUUCAGCCAGACUUCUGUGAGUUGUUGCUAUCUGAGAUUGAACAUUUUGAGAAAUGGGUGACUGAAGCGAAUUUCCGGAUCAUGCGUCCCAAUAGAAUGAAUAAAUUUGGUGCCGUGCUUGAUGACUUUGGGCUUGAGCCGAUGCUUGACAAGCUUAUGGAUGAUUUUGUUCGUCCUUUAUCUAAAGUUUUCUUUCCAGAAGUUGGAGGAUCAACCCUGGAUUCACAUCAUGGAUUUGUUGUAGAGUAUGGUAAUGAUAAAGAUGUUGACUUGGGUUUCCAUGUGGAUGACUCGGAAGUAACCUUGAAUGUUUGCUUGGGUAAGGAAUUUUCCGGAGGGGAGUUGUUUUUUCGAGGCUCAAGAUGUGAGAAACAUGUAAAUACAGGAAGUCAGCCAGAGGAAGUCUUUGAUUAUUCUCAUGCUCCGGGACGGGCUGUGCUCCAUCGUGGGCGACAUCGUCAUGGUGCUAGAGCUACAACAUCUGGCCAUCGGAUCAACUUCUUGAUGUGGUGCAGAAGUUCUGUCUUUAGAGAGAUGAAACUGUAUCAAAAAGAUUUCUCCAGUUGGUGCGGCGAAUGCAAUCGAAUGAAACAGGAAAGACAGCACUCCACAUGUGCUGCUACAAGAUUGGAAUUGAUCACACGGGAAGGUGAAUCCGCCGCAUAGUGCUGGGUGGAUGGUUGUAAAGUGUUGUAGCUGAGAAUCAUUAGUCAAGUCACUAAUGAUUCCUGAUCCAGGUCUAUGUAAGCUAUAUAUUUGAAAAAACUUUGAUAUUUGCUAAAAAUUUGUAAUGGUUUCUCUGAAUACUGAUUGUGGUUUUUGAUACAUAAAUCCCCAAUAACACGACUAGUGAUAUAGCUUUAGGCUCUGUAAUUAUUUACCAUCUAGUUAUUUAUUUUAUUUUAAUUUUAUAA
Molecule: messenger RNA, 1554 nt
Organism: Vicia villosa (hairy vetch)
Lineage: Eukaryota; Viridiplantae; Streptophyta; Magnoliopsida; Fabales; Fabaceae
Product: 2-oxoglutarate and iron-dependent oxygenase domain-containing protein CP2
Exons: 9
Coding region: 164-1306 (380 amino acids)
Molecular function (GO): oxidoreductase activity, acting on paired donors, with incorporation or reduction of molecular oxygen; L-ascorbic acid binding; iron ion binding
Source: RefSeq, a predicted model, not a curated record